GGAAAUGCUAGAGUCACCAGUCGAGCCCCAAAAGAACCUUCACCGUCAGAAGAAGAAGCAUAACUACUAACCGCCUUAAAAGGUCAAUACCCGCGCAAAUUUCAUUCUCGGGUCGGAUCUCCGUCCAAAACCCGACCGGAUCCAUCCCGGACCGAUCAAUUUCACGAUUGUUCUCCGGCAAAGUGAAUAAAGCCAAGUAUUUUCAAAAAAAUACCUACGAAUUGAGAAAGAGGAUCAAGAGGGGCCAGAGCUAGCUCCAAUGGAGAGAAGUGAUUCCGGCGAUGGAGAUGUAGAAGCAUCUACGUAUUUACAAACCGACGAGACCCACGAAAGAGACGAUCCAAUGUCAGAUGGUGGAUGCACUUUAAGGAUAGGAGACGCUCUGGUUUCUAGUGGUGAGCAUGAGAUCGACAUUGGAUUUACUCAAAACGAACAAAGAAAGAGCGAAGAAGGAGAAGGAGAAGAAGAAGAAGAAGAAUCUACGGGAGAGUUUGAUGAACAGACUGGUUUACCUCUUGAGAGUAAAGACUUCGAUGCGCCAGCAGUUGGAAUGGAGUUUGAGUCAUACGAUGAUGCGUAUAACUACUAUAACUGCUACGCCACGGAAGUUGGAUUUCGAGUAAGAGUGAAGAACUCAUGGUUCAAGCGACGUAGCAAAGAGAAGUACGGUGCGGUGCUUUGUUGCAGCAGCCAAGGCUUCAAGAGGAUCAACGAUGUGAAUCGUGUGAGAAAAGAAACAAGAACUGGUUGUCCUGCAAUGAUAAGAAUGAGGCAGGUUGAUUCUAAGAGGUGGAGGGUGCUUGAAGUUACGCUUGACCAUAACCAUUUGCUCGGUUGCAAGAUAUACAAGUCGGUCAAAAGGAAUGGGACUGGGACCAAGAGGAAGUGCGCAGACUCGGAUGCUAAGACGCUUAAGCUGUACCGUGCUCGUGUCAUGGAUACUGAGAGCAAUGUGGUACCGAGCUCGACUCUGAAACAACAGUUUCAGAAUCCGGAUUUGCUGAGCCUUAGAAGAGGAGAUUCCGCAGCUAUCUACCACUACUUUUGCCGUAUGCAACUGACAAAUCCGAACUUCUUCUACCUGAUGGAUGUUAACGAUGAAGGUCAGCUCAGGAACGUCUUCUGGGCUGAUGCUUUCUCUAGAGUUUCUUGUAGUUACUUUGGCGAUGUAGUCUUCAUCGACAAUACUUAUAUCUCCGGGAAAUUCGAGAUCCCGCUUGUGACAUUCGUCGGUGUGAAUCACCAUGGACAAACCACAAUGCUUGGUUGUGGCCUUCUCGCUGGAGAGACGAUCGAGUCUUACCAUUGGUUGCUCAAAGUGUGGCUCGGUCUCAUGAAGUGCUCUCCUCAAACCAUUGUCACAGACAGAUGCAAGCCUUUGGAGGCUGCGGUUUCACAAGUGUUCCCGAGGUCUCAUCACAGAUUCAGCCUGACUCAUAUAAUGAGGAAACUCCCUGAGAAGCUAGGAGGGUUGCAUAGCUACGAUGGCGUGAGGAAGGCGUUCACGAAAGCAGUCUAUGAAACCUUGAAAGUUGUUGAAUUUGAAGCAGCUUGGGGUUUUAUGGUUCACAGUUUCGGUGUCAUCGACAAUGAAUGGCUUCGUUCUCUAUACGAAGACCGAACUCGAUGGGCUCCGGUUUACCUGAAGGACACGUUUUUCGCGGGAAUCGCUAAUGCUCGUCCCGGAGAAACCUUGAAUCCGUUUUUCGAGAGGUACAUUCACAAACAAACACCGUUGAAAGAGUUUCUUGAUAAGUACGAGCUAGCUCUUCAGAAGAAGCACAGGGAAGAGACUCUCGGCGACGCAGAGUCUCUCGCGUUGAACACUGCCGAGCUUAAAACAAAGUGUUCUUUCGAGACACAGCUCUGGAGAAUCUACACGAGAGACAUGUUCAAGAAGUUCCAAGUAGAGGUCGAAGAAAUGUACUCGUGUUUCAGCACGACGCAGCUUCAUGUAGAUGGUCCCUUUGUGAUCUUCCUCGUGAAAGAACGUGUCCAAGGCGAAUCCAACAGGAGAGAGAUCCGAGAUUUCGAGGUUCUGUACAACAGAUCGGUCGGCGAAGUACGGUGCAUAUGUAGCUGCUUCAACUUCUAUGGCUACUUGUGCAGGCAUGCUCUCUGUGUUCUCAAUUUCAACGGCGUCGAAGAGAUACCUUUGCAGUAUAUUCUACGGCGAUGGAGAAAAGACUUCAAACGGGUUCAAGCGGCUGAUAACGGCGUGACCGGUUUUGUCGAUGGCACGGACCGGGUUCAAUGGUUUGAUCAGCUGUAUAAAAGCGCUCUUCAGGUUGUUGAAGAAGGAGCGGUUUCUUUGGAUCAUUACAAAGUGGCAAUGCAACUUCUUCAAGAGUCUUUGGAGAGAGUUCAUAGCGUAGAAGACAAACAAGAGUAGUGUUUAGUGUUUAAUUAUAGAAGGAUUUGUGAAACCAUAUCCGUACAUAAAAAUAAAUUAAUUUUUUUUUGUUUUGCUGUAAGAGCUGUAACAAAGAUGCGUAGAGCAAAAAUUGAUGCAAAUACGUAAUAAUUUGAUUGGUAAUCAUCAUUAUAAAUUAA
Thlaspi arvense is the source of this 2553-nucleotide messenger RNA. Lineage: Eukaryota; Viridiplantae; Streptophyta; Magnoliopsida; Brassicales; Brassicaceae. The record is from the annotation of a GenBank genome assembly.